Molecule: messenger RNA, 2600 nt
Organism: Lontra canadensis (Northern American river otter)
Lineage: Eukaryota; Metazoa; Chordata; Mammalia; Carnivora; Mustelidae
Gene: TESK1
Product: testis associated actin remodelling kinase 1
Exons: 10
Coding region: 267-2153 (628 amino acids)
Biological process (GO): protein phosphorylation; actin cytoskeleton organization; positive regulation of stress fiber assembly
Cellular component (GO): nucleus; cytoplasm
Molecular function (GO): protein serine/threonine kinase activity; ATP binding
Source: RefSeq, a predicted model, not a curated record
CCCGCCGGCGCCCAGGAGAGCCACCGCCACCGCCCGGCCCAGGCCCAGGCCCUGCGCAGAGCGAAGCGGAGCGGCGUCUACCCGGGCCCUGCAAACCGGCGCGGCGGGGGCGGGCCCAAGAUCUGCCGCGGAUCUUCCAUUCUCCAGGGCGAAAGCGGGAGCUCCGGCGUCCCGGAUCGGGCUCGGCGCACGCCCAUGGCAAGCGCGGCCUGCCCGGGCCCCGGGGACCCUGCCAUGUGAGGCAGGCCCGGGCUGGGGGCCCGGCCAUGGCCGGGGAACGGCCCCCACUGCGGGGCCCUGGGCCAGGGCCGGGAGAAGCGCCGGGGGAGGGGCCCCCGGGCCCGGGGAGUACGGGUGGAGGCCCGGGCCGGGGCCGCCCCUCCUCCUACCGGGCUCUCCGCAGCGCCGUCUCCAGCCUGGCGCGCGUGGACGAUUUCCACUGCGCGGAGAAGAUCGGGGCCGGCUUCUUCUCUGAGGUCUACAAGGUUAGGCACCGACAGUCAGGGCAAGUCAUGGUGCUGAAAAUGAACAAACUCCCCAGUAACCGGGGAAACACGCUACGGGAGGUGCAGCUGAUGAACCGGCUCCGACACCCCAACAUCCUAAGGUUCAUGGGGGUCUGUGUGCACCAGGGGCAGCUGCACGCCCUUACAGAGUAUAUGAAUGGGGGGACCCUGGAACAGCUGCUCAGCUCCCCAGAACCCCUGUCCUGGCCAGUCAGGCUCCGCCUGGCUCUGGACAUUGCCCGUGGCCUGCGGUACCUGCAUGCCAAAGGUGUAUUCCACCGAGACCUAACAUCCAAGAACUGUCUGAUCCGACGGGAAGACCGAGGCUUCACGGCUGUUGUGGGUGACUUCGGGCUGGCUGAAAAGAUUCCUGUGUAUAGGGAAGGGGCAAGAAAGGAGCCAUUGGCUGUGGUAGGUUCCCCAUACUGGAUGGCUCCAGAGGUGUUGCGGGGUGAGCUGUAUGAUGAGAAGGCCGAUGUCUUUGCAUUUGGUAUUGUCCUCUGUGAGCUCAUUGCACGAGUACCUGCGGACCCAGAUUACCUACCCCGAACUGAGGACUUUGGCCUGGAUGUGCCUGCUUUCCGGACCCUGGUAGGGGAUGACUGCCCACUGCCCUUCCUGCUCCUGGCCAUCCACUGCUGCAGUAUGGAACCUAGCACUCGUGCUCCCUUCACUGAAAUCACCCAGCAUCUAGAAUGGAUCCUGGAGCAGCUGCCUGAGCCAGCCCCCCUCACCAGAGCUUCCCUGACACACAAUCAGAGGUCUGUUUCAAGAGGGGGUCCCUCUGCCACCCUUCCUAGGCCAGACCCCCGGCUUUCCCGAAGCCGGUCAGACCUCUUCCUGCCCCCAACACCAGACUCACCCCCCAACUGGGGGGACAGUCUGACUCGAGUCAAUCCCUUCUCACUCCGGGAAGACCUCCGGGGAGGCAAGAUCAAGCUGUUGGACACACCCAGUAAGCCAGUUACCCCCCUGCCCCUUGUUCCACCAUCACCACUGCCCUCCUCGCAGCUGCCCUUGGUAACCACUCCAGAGACCCUCAUCCAGCCUGGGACACCUGCCCGUCGCUGCCGUUCGCUCCCAUCAUCCCCUGAGCUCCCCCGACGUAUGGAGACAGCACUGCCAGGUCCUGGCCCUCCCAGUAUGGGCCCCUCGGCUGAAGAAAGAAUGGAGUGUGAGGGCAGUAGCCCUGAGCCAGAACCCCCAGGACCAGCUCCCCAGCUGCCCCUGGCCGUGGCCACAGACAACUUCAUCAGCACUUGUUCCUCGGCCUCCCAGCCUUGGUCCCCUAGAUCAGGGACUGCCCUUAACAACAACCCCCCAGCUGUGGUGGUGAACUCCCCACAAGGCUGGGCUGGGGAGCCGUGGAACCGGGCCCAGCAUAGUCUGCCCCGGGCGGCAGCCCUGGAGCGGACAGAACCCUCGCCGCCCCCUUCAGCUCCCCGGGAGUCUGAUGAGGGGCUGCCCUGCCCUGGCUGCUGUCUUGGCCCUUUCAGCUUUGGCUUCCUAUCCAUGUGCCCCCGCCCCACACCAGCUGUUGCCCGCUACCGCAACCUGAACUGUGAGGCGGGCAGUCUCCUCUGCCACCGAGGGCACCAUGCCAAGCCUCCCACACCCGGCCUGCAGCUGCCCGGGGCGCGCUCUUAGCAGUGGGGCCUGUGGUCUCUGGCCUCCAACUUUGGCCUUCAGGAUGCCCUGUGAGGACAGAGCACACAUGUUGGACAGUGCCAGCCCCAGCAGGGCUGACCAGCUCUUCUCCCCAUGUAGGGGAACCUCAGCAUGGACUCAAGGGACAGAACAUUUCCUGUCUAGCCCCUGGGCCUGCUCUCCCAUGGGCGAUCACUGAACCAGACAAAGCACUGCUGACACAUGAGACUAACACGUGCAAAUUAUUUAAAAAUAUUUCAAUAAAACUGCCUGGCUGGCUCCGGGCUGCCCCUAUCCACUCAGCCCAUGCGCCCUCCUCCACCCCCCUACAGUGCCACUAUGGGAAGUUCUUGGGGAGGCCAAAAUCUCUUCUAGUGACUUCUUCACCAGUUUCCCAGGAACAGUCCAGCUUCUGGGGCAGGAUUUCAAGCAGGCAACAGGCUGGCU